Molecule: messenger RNA, 2584 nt
Organism: Mangifera indica (mango)
Lineage: Eukaryota; Viridiplantae; Streptophyta; Magnoliopsida; Sapindales; Anacardiaceae
Product: protein APEM9-like
Exons: 6
Coding region: 44-1120 (358 amino acids)
Biological process (GO): peroxisomal membrane transport
Source: RefSeq, a predicted model, not a curated record
AUUAUCCAUUUUCGAAUCGGGCCAAGAAAGAUCACGGAAAAAAAUGGGCGACGCAAACAUCUCCGCAUCCACGCCCAAUUCAAUCUGGGAAGAAAUUGAACAUUCUGAAAGUUACCUCGUAUCCUCUAUGUAUGAUGAAGCCGCUUCAUUAUCUUCAUCAGUUAUAAAUCGAUUGCGCGACAAUUUUAAUGUUUCAAAUCAAACUUUAUAUGAUAUGAUGGAAUCUGCAGGCAUGGUCUUCGUUCAGUCUCUCAAAGAACUUGGCAGGGCGUCAGAUAUUAUGAAUGAGCUUAGGCAAUUGUUCGUGUCCGUUACUCAUGUCCCUGUUCAAGUUCUUCUCAUUGGGGCCUGUCUGCAGAUAUCGGAAGAAUCAUAUGUUGGUGUUAAGGAAUUUCUUGAGGAAUUUCUUAGGAAGUGGAGUUAUGAAGACAGAAGACACUAUAUUGUUAAUGAUGCCCAAAAAAAGGUGGAUUCCAUGGAAGGAUGUGAUGGCCGUUUUGUUUUGGGAAUUGAUCAGUACUGUAAAGUUGCUGAGAUGUAUGCUGUGACGCUCCUGGGGACUAUUUUGAAUGAUGUGGACCUUGCAAUCUCCUGGAUUGAAAAGGCUUCAUUACCCGAGGAAAAACGUAAGGAUAUUUUAAGAAGAUUGCACUCCCUAUAUUCUGUUAAAGCCACCAAUGUGUCACAAGGCUCUUCAUUGCUGUCAGAAGAUUUCCAUGAAGUUCAUUCAUCUUCUUUGAAAAACCCAAUUGUGUCAGAGAGGUCUUCAGAAGCUUUAAAUGUUAAUUACUUGCCUAGUGGAGAGAGUGGUACAAAACAAGCUCUUUUGAAAUUUUCCAGACAAACAUACCCACGUUUUUUGUGGUUUCGGGCUAUCACUUUGAAGUUUGGUACCGUUCGCAUGGUCAUAUCUAACUGGAAUGUUGCAUUUGGCUGUUUGCUAGUUUUAGCGUAUUAUCUUUUCAGGAGGAAACAAGCUUCUAUGAGGAGGACUAUUCGGAGACGAGUAUUGUCAGUUAAGAAGGCAUUGGUUGACUUGUGGCGGCUUGCAUUUUCAUUCCAAGUGAACCCUCUAGCUGCUGUUCAACCGCUUCCUGUUGCAACACAAGGCGGUCAAUGAUGAGAUCUCUGGCAGUAUCUUCAGUAAGCUGGGGCACCUGUACUUACAGGCUAAAUGUGUUUUACUUUUAUCCUGGUCAUAAUGCAAGCUUUAUAAUCUGAAGAAAAAAGUUGGGCAAAGCACAAAACCCGGUAAGAUUAUAUAAGAUGGUAGCAAACAAUUGAUGGAUAAAGGAAGCUAUUUUUUCUCUGGGUUGAGAUAUGUGCCAAAAAUCAUAAUUGUGUAGUAAAAUAAUAAUACAGUAGGUAGUUUUUUUUUUUUUUUAAUUUUUAUCAAACAUAUUAAUAUAAAUGUUGCUAUUUGUAGUGUGAUCUGCAACCAUGACUAUACAUUUUUUUAAUGGUUGUUAUUGCUUGUAGUUCAAAUCAAACUGUUAUUAGUUGUAUAUUGUCCGGGUGCUCGUUGGUUAAUUGGUCCAUAACCCAAUAAAAAAAACCAAACCACAAGUGUCUGUAUUUUUCUUGAAUUGUAACUAGUCCAAGAUCACUGGUUAACAAAUAAUAUUGGACUAGUUAACUGUAUAUUGGUUUUUUUCCUUUUAACAAGUUAAAUUAUUUUCAAAAUUUAAUCAAAUUUUUUUAUAUAAAAAAGAAAAAAAAGUUUAGUAAAUUAAAUAUUUACAAGUUAUCCAUGCAAAUUUAAUAAUUUCAAGAAAACUAAAAAAAAAAAAGAAAGAAAGAAAGAAAAACUAUUAUAUUGUCCUUCAUACGUACGAGGCAUGUAUGAGAAAAUUAUCAAUAUUGAUGAUCAUCAACACUUACAAAAGGAAAGUACUUCAAUAUCGAAACAACAUUAUACAAAACACAAAUAGAAGAGAAAAUUAUUAAUUGAGAAAUUCAAAAUUUUAUCACAUAAUGGCCUUGCCUAUACAAGUAUAUCACCCUUUUGCUAGGUUUAAAGCAUCUGUGAUGAAGAAAGAUAAGAAGAAGGCAACUCUGGAGACACUUGGCAUCAAAUUAGGGAGAGCAAAUGUCAACCAACACUUGGAGACACAUGGGAACAAAGCAGGAAGACUAAAUGGCGAUCAACGGAAAAAGGAAAAAGCAAAAUGAAGGGUAUAAUUCCCAGCAAGUAGGAGAAAGGAGAGUCAGCCAAACAUAACAGCAAAUUCAGAGGAGAGGCAACAGAAAAGCAGAGUAGCAAGAUGCAGAGUACUGAAGUGGCAACCCUAGAGUGGAAAAGCAAAGGGAAAGAGUGACAGAGAAAUAUAGAGAUGGGAAGAAAGAAUUGAAGGGCAGAGAAGAAGUAAGAAAAGUGGAAGAUAGAGAGUGUCCAACCUGUCGAAAUGCUUGGUUGAGGGCUUCUAAAAAUUAACUUAUUAGAUCUCAUAUUUUGUAUUUUGGCAUGUUGAUAUUUUGUUCUGUAAUUAGUUUCAGUUGUAAGUGACAAAACAGUGGAAACUUGGACUUGUCUUAAUUUCCAGAAAAAGUUAGCAAUACAAACUGAAGCAUUGCAUUUCUCUCA